Molecule: messenger RNA, 8735 nt
Organism: Oncorhynchus tshawytscha (Chinook salmon)
Lineage: Eukaryota; Metazoa; Chordata; Actinopteri; Salmoniformes; Salmonidae
Product: receptor-type tyrosine-protein phosphatase eta
Exons: 34
Coding region: 261-6659 (2132 amino acids)
Biological process (GO): angiogenesis; protein dephosphorylation
Molecular function (GO): cadherin binding; protein tyrosine phosphatase activity
Source: RefSeq, a predicted model, not a curated record
UAACUUCUGAAAGUGACGCCAGAGGCCACCGCUCCACCCCGCAAAAGGGGACACAGAAAAGUAACUUCUUCCUAUAAACACCACCACUCAUUUGGCGACCGGAGCCAACGCAACAGUUUACAAGACCACACCAGCGACAAGGCUAAACUGUACGCGUCUAUAAAAUCAAAAAGUCGAGGAGAAAAGUUUUCGAGAAAAAAAAGUUACGUUUGGAAUUGCAAGCGCACAGCAGCCAGAAACGCCUGUGAAGUUUCUCCCAGAUGCUUGGCGCCAUGAGCCGAAUGUCCUGCUUCGGUGUUCUUCUCAGGACGUCUGUCGUCCUAUAUCUGUUUCUCAAAGGCUCACAAGCUCAAUGCGCUCCCUGUACGAAUUUCAAAGCCAGCACAACAGCAACAGAGAUUAAUAUUGAGGUACACGUCAACUGCACCGUGAGCACUGGCAGUACUUCUGUGUUCUCCAACUCAACUACGGCCACCCUGUCUGGACUGGCUCCUGGGUCCAUCCACCGUGUGCAUGUCCUGUGUAACGAUAUCCAACAAGUCGACUGCUGCAAUAACUUCACAACAAAGCCUGAAACCAUCACAAUCCUCACUGUCACCAAAAUCACAACAUCAUCGGUGUCUCUGAGCUGGACUAAACCAGAGGGUAGCUCCUUCUAUAAAGUAGAGUGGACUGAUGGCAGUAUCAAUGACAGUCAGAAUACCACAGGAACUUCUGUAAAUAUUACUGCUCUCAUUGCUGGAGCGCAGUACGUCUUCACAGUCACUGCAGUGGCUGGAGAUAACAAAAGUGAAGGACGAAACAAAACCGUUUUGAAAUAUACAAAGCCUGCAAUCGUCAGGAAACUUACCUUGUCUGAAAUCAGAACAUCCUCUGUGUCUCUGAGCUGGACUGAACCAGAGGGAAACAGCUCCUUCUAUAUAAUAGUGUGGACUGAUGGCAGUGACAUUGGCAGUAAGAAUACCACAAGAACCUCCACUACCAUCACUGGGCUGACUGCUGGAGUGGGGUACACAUUCAGAGUCACUGCAGUGGCUGGAGAUAAUACAACUGUAGGAGAAGGCAGUGAAACAACCACUUUUACAAAGCCCGCAAUCAUCAGGAACCCUACUCUCUCUGAAAUCACAACAUCAUCUAUGUCUCUGAGCUGGACUGAACCAGAGGGAAAUAGCUCCUUCUAUAGAGUAGAGUGGACUGAUGGCAGUAAAACUAUGAAUACAACUACACAUGAGACAGCCUUCAACAUCAAUGAACUGACUGCUGGAGUUUGGUACACAUUCAGAGUCACUGCAGUGGCUGGAGAUAACAUAACGGAAGGAGUUGCUUAUGUAACAAAUCAAGCCACAAAACCUGCCGUCAUCGCAACCCCUACUGUCAUUCAGACCACCACGUCUCUCUCUCUGAGCUGGACCAAGCCUACAGGAGAGGCAACAGGCUACAGGGUGGAGUUUCAUAACGGAGGAACAGGGAAGGGUCAACUUACAUCCACCACCUCUGCCACCUCUGCCACCAUAGAGAGCCUGACCCAAGGGACCCAGUACACACUCCAGGUCUUUGCCAUCGCCCAGGACAAGAUAACAGAAGGCGACCCUCGCACAGUAUACGUAUACACAAAGCCCGGAGUUGUCGGCAACCUCAAUGUGAUUGGAACCACAACAUCGUCUGUGUCUCUGAGCUGGACUCAACCAAAGGGAGACAAUUCAUUCUAUAGAGUAGAGGGGACUGGUGUCAGUAUGAAUACCACAGAAACCUCCACUACCAUCUCUGGGCUGACUGCUGGAGUGCAGUACAACUUCACAGUCACUACAGUGGCUGGAGAUAAAACAACUGUAGGAGAAGGCAAUACAACAGCCACUUUCACAAACCCUAAACAACCUGUGAACAUUGUGGCUACGGGACCAGGGACCAGUCAGCUGAAUGUGACCUGGACCUUGCCUGGAGGGAGGGUGGACCAAUACACUGUGAACACCUCUAAUGCUGCUUUAAGCUAUGCGUCCAGCCAAACCACACAGACCACAAUGGCCAGCUUCACUGGGCUACAGUCAGGGAGGGUCUAUGAGGUCACAGUGACUGCUGUAGCUGGACACUUCAGGAACCAGUCUGCUACGGGACAGUUAGCCACUGUACCCAACCCACCUGGACCCCUCAACAUCACAGAGAGGACAACCAGCUCCCUCGCUGUCCAAUGGAAAACCCCUGAUCUAAUGACUGGUGUUCCGGGCAUCUCCUAUAACAUUAGCUACUAUUCUACUGGGACUGGAGCAAGCAGCCAGUCUACCGCUAGUCUCAGAUAUAACCUGCUCUCUUUGUCCUCUGGAACGUUCUACACCAUCACAGUGAUAACCGUGGGACCACAGGAUCUGGGAAGCGCCCCUGUUAACACAUCUGGAUACACAUUGCCAAAACCAGUGGUGAGCCUCACAGCGAGCCCGUUGUCCACCUCCUCAGUGAAGCUACGGUGGACUGACCCUGUGGGUGUUAAGUCCUACUACUCCUACAGAGUCCAGUACAGCAACGCUACAGGCCCUGUCGGAGAGAAAACAGUCAAUACAAGCUUCGCGGACGUCCCUGGCUUAGAACCUGGGACUGGCUAUACCUUCACUGUUACAACAGUAGCAGCAGCGGGAAGCAACGGACUUCCAGAACUCACGUCCAGCUACACACAGCCCAAGGCGGUCAGUAACCUCGUGGUCAAGGAUCUGAACACAACCGCUAUCAAGCUUUCCUGGUCCCAACAGGACGACCACCAACCCACCUACUCCUAUCUGGUGACCGUCUCCAAGAAGGGUUCUAUGGUUGCGAAAGUGUCAACCACGGUCGAGAGCUACACCUUCACCCAUCUCCAGCCUGGGGACAGUUACACCUUCUCUGUGGUCACGGUCGUCCAGAGGGUUAAGUCUGACUCAGUAGAGACGUCUAGCUACACAAAACCUGGGGUGGUGACAAACAUUGCCACAACAGGAACAACCACCACAAUGAAUGUGACCUGGGAUGCCCCUGUGGGACAGGUGGACUCCUACACCGUCACAAUCCACAACGACAACGUGAUGGAAGACAGCCACACCGUCUCCAAUGACUCUCUAGAAUUAGUGUUCCAAAACCUGAAACCAGGCAAAGUCUAUGUUGUCAGAGUGGUCACCAACAGUGGACCGCUCACUGAGGCAUCACUGAAUGUUACAAAUGCAACGUAUCCCAACCCUCCCGGAACCCAGAAGGUGGAGAACCAGACCACUGGUUCCAUCAACAUCAGUUGGGCCCGGCCCCUGGACAUGGACCUGGGUCAGUACUGGUUCUCUGUGUUCUACCUGGGCCAGCAUAACCUGACGGAACACAACUGGAUCCUCCUGGAGAACCUCCAGUCUGGAACACUCUACAACAUCACUGUGGUAACCGUUGGGCCGUUGGACUACCAGAGCACAGCGGUGACGACAGCCAACUAUACCAGGCCCCGCUCUGUGAGUGGGCUGACAGAGGCAGGAAUCACCCCUACCAAUGUGACUCUAGUCUGGGAUCAGCCGGAGAACAAAGCUGGCUAUUCCUUCAAGGUGGAGGUAACCUACCCCAACGGGUCCCUUUUAAUCGCCGUCACUGUCAACAACACCAAAAAAAUUGUCACCGGACUACAGUCGGGGAGCAACUACACCUUUACCGUGACAACGCUCACAAAGGACGGCACCAUGGCAACCCCUGUGAAAGUGUCCUAUUACACAAGACCAUAUCCCAUUAGUGGGUUGUUGGCGCCUACAGUAAACACAACUGGUGUACGUCUGACCUGGACCAAGCCACCUCAGUACCAGAGUGGUUACACAUACCGCAUCCAGACCGAGGGGUGCGUGUCUACUCCCACAAACCACACAGUGACAGGAGAGGAGGCUGUCAUUCCAGAGCUCACACCAGGAACCAAUUGCACCUUCCGUGUUUCCGUCAAGGCACAGGGCGGUAUAGAGGGAGGCACCGUCUCAAUCUUUCAGUACACAGAGCCUGAGUCUGUCCAGCCAUCCAUCUCCAACAACGGUAGCACCAAUACCAUGGUGGUGAGCUGGGCGGCACCCCCAGGGAAUGUGGGGCAGUAUGUGGUCCAUCUGAACAGCACUGACCAAGUCUUUACCCCCGUAUGGCUGAACUCCAACCAGCAGACACACACCUUCAUUUACCUGUCUGCUGGGAGAGAGUACACAGCCGUGGUGACCACUAUCAGUGGGCCCUUCAAUGAAACAUCAGGACCUGUAACUACAGCAACUCAACCCAACCCGCCUGGGCCCAUCGGGAUCUUGGAGAAGACGACUAGUUCCAUCACUGUGGAGUGGGGCGAAGCUCCUCUAAUGGCCAACACCACCUUCAGUUAUCUGGUGAAGUACCUGUCAACGCAGCGAGACAGCAAGACGGUCACGACUACAAACACAAGUCAAACACUGCCCAGCCUGUCCUCUGGAACACCCUACAAUGUGUCUGUGGUUUCAGUGGGAGUUCUAGGCUUCCACAGUGAGGAGGUCUGGAGCAGUUCGGUCAUAACCAGACCAGAGAGUGUCCAGUCACUGCGUGCAGUGACAGCCGAGGUGAACCUAACAUUGACCUGGUCAACGCCUGUAGGUCACAAGCCAGGCUACAGCUACAGAGUGACCUGGACCAACUCCACUGGGUUAAUCAUCAGUAAUAGAACCACGGUCGUGGAAAACCUGCCCGUCAAUGGAUUGGUCCCCGGUAGUCCGUAUAACUUCACCGUAACGACACAGACAGAUGACGGCACAGAGGGAGCUCCAGUCUCAACCUCCAGCUGCACCAACGCCAGCCCUGUGUCCAACUUGAAGUGUGCCUCUCCUGAUGACCCCAACGCCAAGCUGAGUCUGUCCUGGACCAAACCCAAAGGACUACACCAGGGCUUUCAGAUCACUGCUAAGGAAACCAUCCAACUCCCUCAGGGCCAGGUACACAAUAAGACAAUUGGUGACUGUAACCCAGCCUGUGGUCACACAGUCCCUGACCUGAAGCACUAUACAGACUACACCCUGACCGUGACCACUCUGGGCUGUGGGAAAACCAGCACCGUCCAAAGCCUCACCUGCAAGACUGGCAUUACUGUCCCUCCUAUCCCAGCCGACUUCGAGUCCCUAGUCAGUGUCACAGCGAAGGAUCACAACUCCUUCUCUGUGCAGCUGACCCCCAGCCUCCUGGACAGCACCAAUGGACCAAUCAAACACUACGGCGUGUUGGUGACCUCAGACAUCAACAAUGUAGAUCAGUCUAACUCAUCGCAGUACUUAGUGAAGACUUAUCAGGACUGGGAAGCAGGCUCUACUACUGCAUACCUGGCUACGGUCAAAGACAACACUAACAACAGCCGGAGGAGGAAGCGUGCAGGAAACAUUGACAUUUACAUAGGGGACAAAACCUCAUGGAAGGGCUAUACCAAUGGCCAACUCAAGGCCAAACGAGAGUACAGUUAUGCCAUUGUUUUAUUCACUGAAAUGGUGGUAGAGCAGAAUGGGCUUCUGAACGUCGGUUCAUCGCUCGUCAUGAUCACGCCGUUUAACUCAAAUUCAUUGUACCUCCCUCAGGACCCAGGGGUCACCAGUGUGGUUGUCGGGGUAACGCUUGGAGUUUUUGUCAUCCUCUCCAUCAUUACUGCCGGCUUCAUCAUCUACUGGAGGAGACAAAACAAGAAGGCCUCUUCAGACAUCCAGAUUCACUCUAUGAGCAGAACCGUUGUUGUGAGGGUGGAGGACUACGAGGCUUAUUACAAGAAGCAGAGAGCAGACUCCAACUGUGGUUUCGCUGAGGAGUUUGAGGACCUGAAGCUAGUGGGAACAGCCCAAGCAAAAACCAGUGCUUUGGCCAUGGAGAACAAGUCGAAGAACCGCUACAACAAUGUGCUUCCCUAUGAUUCCUCUAGAGUGAAACUGUCCAUCCAUGGAAGUCCAUUUGACGACUACAUCAAUUCUAACUACAUCCCGGGUUACAACUCCAGGAAGGAGUUUAUUGCGGCCCAGGGUCCUUUGCCCGGCACUGUCAACGAGUUCUGGAGGAUGAUCUGGGAGAAGAACGUCCAGACUCUGGUCAUGCUGACACGCUGUAACGAACAGGGACGAGUCAAAUGUGAGGAAUACUAUCCAUCUGAGACCAAGCACUUUGAGAAUAUCACCGUGACAACCACCUCUGAGAUCCCCCUAGAAGACUGGACCAUCAGGGACUUUGACGUAAAAAAUGUGAAGACGGUUGAGACACGCUCAGUACGUCACUUCCACUUCACAGCCUGGCCGGACCACGGUGUCCCCGAGACCACCGAGCUGCUCAUCAACUUCAGACACCUGGUCCGAGAACACAUGGACCAGUACUCACGCCACUCCCCCACCGUCGUCCACUGCAGCGCGGGUGUGGGACGGACAGGCACCUUCAUAGCCAUCGACAGGCUGAUCUUCCAGAUAGAGAGGGAGAGUAUGGUGGACGUGUACGGCACCAUCCACGACCUGCGCAUGCACCGGCCCCUCAUGGUGCAGACAGAGGAGCAGUAUGUGUUUCUAAACCAGUGUGUCAUGGACAUCAUCCGAUCCAGAACUGGAACCAACGUGGAUUUAAUCUACCAGAACACGGCUGCGCUCACCAUCUACGAGAACGUAGAACCCAGGAAGGAUACAUCGAAGAAUGGCUACCACAACGCGUAGGCCUCUGGUCCACUCGUUCCUCUCUCUAUUCCUCCCCAGUCGUCCUCCACUCCCCUCCUCCAGUAUCAGCCAGACAGGCCUGUAGAGACGAGCUUAUAAAAGGGAACGUUUUUUCAAAGACACCCUGUAUUUAUUGAUCUAGUUUUUUGUAGUAUUUAUUUGGUAACUGUUCAGAGGAACAGACGCACAAUUUUCAUCCAAAGACCAACAAUGGAAUGUGUACAAUUUAUAUUUUAGAGAUGUAAUUCUUAUAUUUCCAUAUUUUUAUAUUGCUGAUACUUUGAAUGUCUGCUUGCUCUCUAUGUUAAGAAUACUUGCUCAGGUAAUAUAUGUGAAGGAUGUGAAAGGAUGUGUGGUUAUACUGUGUGCAAUGUAAAUGAAUACAAAGAUAUAUAUGUAUAUUAAUAUCAAAUUAAAUGCAGAUCUCGUGUAUUGUUAAAUGGGCCCAAAGUUGUGUUUGCCAGAUAUCUCCAUCUUUAGGUAGGGAUUAGCACCCAACAUAACAAUUAUACAACCAUUUAAAAAACUAAAACUCCCCUCUCUUCUGAGCCUUGACGUGCUCUCCCAAGAGUUUCCACUAGGUGGUGCAAUUAUAUUUGACUUUAUGUACAAUGUCUGGACAAGCACAAUACACUGUUUUAGAGGAGGAGAAGAGAACUACUCCUGGCAAUAGGCCUAUACAAAUAUGAUUUAGUAUUAGAUACGUGAAGUCAAAUGUUACACUUUCACUCCAGAGAAUUUGGAUAUCUCAACGAGUUUAAAACGAGGAGUUUUGUGAGAACCUUGUGUGUUUUUAUGCGCUGUUCUGCGUAAAGCACUGGAUGCAUUUACGUUUUUACACUGUAGCUUUUUAAAUUCUCCUAUAGCUGUCUAAUUCUGGUCUACAUAUUCUUGAGGUGAUCAUGAGAAGUGAUUGAGAAACGGCUGUGUGAGCCUGUGGACCUCCUGACUGUUGAAACCCACUUUGUGCAAUACGAAAUCACCAUUCAAAUACGAAAUCACCAUUCACAAAACUUCAGUCUGUAAACUCAGCUCAUCUCUCACCCUCAAAGACUCAUGGGCUACGCAUUAUGAAAUGUUCCCCUACUGCUUGUUGUUGACCUACUGUAUGUUCUAUAGAAAGGAGCUUGUGUAAUGCUUUGCUUAAUGUCUAUUGGUGAUGGUUCUAUCAUAGGAGCAGGAAAAGGUUUGCAGUCAUUGGGGCGGCAGUUUUCCAUGAGGCAAUUUGCACUUUUUGGAAAUAUGUGGUUAUAUAUACAUGAAUUCAUGGGCCCUGUCCAGAAACAACCUCUACUCCCUAGAUCAGAAAGAAUUGGAUUGGUAAAAGCAACAUGGUAGUGGCUCUACCUAGCUUUUCCGAUAGUGAUAUGAUAUAUAUAUUCUUCUGGUCAAAAUGACACAAAUAUCUAUAAAUGGCUUGGGAAUAAGGGAUGUUUCUGGAUAUAGGUCAUAGAUUUACAGAUCAGCUGUGGCUGAAUGUAAAGCCACUCUCCUGAUACUGUUGUACUGUCUUUGUGUCACAAUGCACAUGGCUCACUCCGCAAAUACUCUUCCUCAGAGUUUUAGGACGUUUUAUGGAGUGGCGUAGGAAUUGUGUUACAAUUGCGGUGUGAUACACUAUGUGAGUCUCGCUGGUACAAUGCAGAGGACGAAAAGGUCGAGGUGUUCUAUUUGUAUCCUUCCGUCUGUCGAUCCUGGGAUUAAAGAUGUUGCACUCUUUUCUCUCUACAAGUGUCAGCUUCUCUGUUCCACCAUAUGCCCACCAUGUCCAUGGCGUUGACUGAGACGACGGCCCAAGCUUUUGUUCAAUUAGGCCACACUAACUGGGGUCAAAUACUUCAGUUAAAGGUUCAUUGAAAGCGAGCAACAAACUGUAACAUUUGGUAAACACGGUAGUUAGUCUGCAUUGAAUUCUUUGAGGUAAGCACUAGAAAGUUAUCAUUUUGCAAAUGCCUCAUGAUCGUCGGCUGAAAAACGGGACGAGGGUAGGACUGUUUAUUGUUGAGCCUUUCACAAAGGGUCAUUGUUACUUUGUUCAGAGAGAAACAGCUUUUUAAAGUUAUUUUGAUGGAGCCA